This is a messenger RNA of Fukomys damarensis (Damara mole-rat), 942 nucleotides long. Its product is annotated as taste receptor type 2 member 14-like. Gene Ontology annotation, molecular function: bitter taste receptor activity; G protein-coupled receptor activity. The transcript has a single exon. The record is from RefSeq and is a predicted model, not a curated record. Gene Ontology annotation, cellular component: membrane. The coding region runs from base 1 to 942 and encodes 313 amino acids. Lineage: Eukaryota; Metazoa; Chordata; Mammalia; Rodentia; Bathyergidae. Gene Ontology annotation, biological process: sensory perception of taste; G protein-coupled receptor signaling pathway; detection of chemical stimulus involved in sensory perception of bitter taste.
AUGGCUGGUGAUUUAAAGAGCAUCUUUACAGUUGUUUUAACUGUGGAAUCCAUAACUGGAAUUGUAGGAAAUGGCUUUAUAGUUCUGUUGAACUUCACAGACUGGGUCAAGAGAAGGAAGAUAUCUCCAGUUGAUCAAAUCCUCACUACCUUGGCGAUCUCCAGAAUUGUUCUGCUCUGCUCAGUACAGACAUACAUAUGGCUAUACGCAGCAUACCCAGAUUUUCUGAAGACUGCUCGAGUGUUCACAGCAAUCAUUUUUAUUACCUGGGUUGUAACUAAUCAUUUUAGCGUCUGGCUUUCUACAUGCCUCAGUAUCUUUUAUUUUCUCAAGAUAGCCAAUUUCUCUAACUCUAUUUUUCUUUAUCUAAAGUGGAAAGUUAAAAAAGUGGUUUUAGUGACAUUGCAGAUGUCUCUGGUUCCCCUAUUUUUCAGUAUUAUAAUUAUAAACAUAAAAAUUAAUGCCUGGAUUGAUGGAUCUAGAAGAAAUGUAUCUUACAAUUCCAGUUUGAAGAACUCGGUACAGGUUUCCAGACUUCUUUUAUUCACCAACUCUAUGUUCAUGCUCCUACCCUAUAUUGUGUCCUUGAUAGUUUGUCUUCUGCUCGUCUUCUCCCUGGGGAAGCAUCUGAAGAGGAUGCAGCAUGAUGCCAAGGGGUCCAGAGAUACCCGCACCAUGGCCCACACGAAGGCCAUGCAAACUGUGGUCAUCUUCAUCCUACUUUAUACCACCUACUUAUUCUGUUUCAUCAUGCAGAUUUCAAGCUUUGAAUUUCUAGAGAAAGCCCACAUCAUGUUUUUUGAACAUGCUAUUGGAAUUACUUUUCUUUUAGGCCACUCACUUUUUCUGAUUCUUGGAAACAGUAAGCUGAGAAAGGCCUCUCUUUCAGCGCUGUGGUGGCUGAGGUGCCGGGCCAAAGGUGCAGAAUCUUCAGGUCCUUAA